AUGAUUAUAAAACAACUUCAAAAUUUGGUAAAGACAUUAUCCCCUGUGCGCCAAUUUAUUCAAGCUAUAAGUGGUACAAUAGGCAAAUAUCUAGAAGUUCCGGAAGACAGUUCUAAAAUACAACUAGAUUAUGAAGCAAUUUUCAAGAAAACUGACACUGUUGUACUAAAAGGCGACAUUACUUAUAGCCAUUCCAAGAACACAAAACCUAAUCGGACCUACGCAGUUGAAUCUUACUUGAACUCUGCGAAUAAAAUUUUCGUUCAAAACAGGAUGGAUCCAGGGAAGCUACAAAACGUCCUGUUGCAAUUUAAGAGUUGUAAUAAUAGUAGCGAUCCCAAAAAGUGGUACAAAUUAGUCUAUGUAAAAUAA
Molecule: messenger RNA, 372 nt
Organism: Phycomyces blakesleeanus NRRL 1555(-)
Lineage: Eukaryota; Fungi; Mucoromycota; Mucoromycetes; Mucorales; Phycomycetaceae
Exons: 5
Coding region: 1-372 (123 amino acids)
Source: RefSeq, a predicted model, not a curated record